AAGCAAGCCAACCAAGCAAACAAACAAACCCUUGAGUGGCUGGAUAUGAGCAGCAGCGGUGGCGGCGGCGUGCGAGCGAUGGAGGAUAUGGAAGGCGAAGCUGACCACAGUCAGGGCUUCUCCGGGUGCUGGCAGGGCGUGGACAUCUCUGGUGCGGGGUUCUUCGCUGCAGUGCUCGUGUUUUUGAUGCUGAUCCUGUUCCCCGUGGCCAUGGGCACAGACCAGUGGGCAUCAUCCGACGCCGUCAACAUGGGCCUCUUCCAGUACUGCGACACCAGAUGUCAACAAUAUGUGGACAACCGAUUCCCACCCACAGGCCAGAACGACUUGAACCUUGUCACCACGACAGAGGCGUGUGCUGCCUUCAUCGGGCUUGCCAUUACGGCGUCCUUCUUCGCCAUGGUACAGAUUGUGUUUGGACUGGGCCGCACAGGCUAUGACCGCACCGUCUUCCGCGCAGCCGUCUGUGCCUACUUUGCAGCCGGGUGCGGUAUCCUGGCGACGAUCAUUUUCGGGGCGCUGGUGAAUGAGCUGCCAUCGUCGUACGCGGUGGGCUACUCGUUCAACGUGAAUGUCGCUGCCUGGAUCAUCAGCGCCAUUGCGGGCAUGCUGCUCAACAUCGACUCCCGCAACAUCAGCUACGUCGACCCAGCCAUCGCCGUCCACACCGGCGGCCGCCAGAUGAUUUGAGGCUGCGCGUUGUCACCACCGCCACAACACCACGUCCAAUCUCCAUCAUCCAAGCAGUGCUGGUCGCUGUUCCCCAUUUGCAACCAACACACACACACACACACAACCCCGCAGCCUGUUUUUCCUUCCACUGGCGCGUGUGCUGACUCGUGCUUCCUCCAACCACCCCAUCCUCUCCUCCCUUACCCAUUUCUCCUCCCCACAAGCACACACACGCACUCAAAGCGCAACAACGCCACCCUCUGUCUUGUCUCCUUCAUCAUCACCACCACCAUCAUCAUCAUCAUCAUCAUCAUCUUCGUUGCUGCGGCUGUUGCUUGGUCAACAGCUGCCUGUUCCCUUCAUCACCAUCCCAUCUUCGUUGCUGCUGCUGCUGCUUCUUCUUCUUCUUCUUCUUCUUCUUCUUUCAGUAGACCGCUCACACACAGCACCCUCCACCACCCCCCCCCCCCCCCAUCGCUGCUGUCUUCGUGCUGGUGAGAUGUCACAUCACAAUCCUUACCCCGUUUUGUUGCAGUGUUACACCCCCCCCCCCAUUUCUUAUCACACGCAGUUGUACCGCUUUGCGUUUCUUCUUACUUGGACUUCGCUGAUGUACUGGUGUGCUGCGACACCAGCCAUCGUGUCAUGUCAUGUCACAUGUCUUGGUUCGUUGCAAUUGAUUAAGAACACUCUAAAGAACCCCAUACAAACACGC
This is a messenger RNA of Salpingoeca rosetta, 1387 nucleotides long. RefSeq lists its product as uncharacterized. The transcript is spliced from 4 exons. Lineage: Eukaryota; Choanoflagellata; Craspedida; Salpingoecidae. Gene Ontology annotation, cellular component: membrane. The record is from RefSeq and is a predicted model, not a curated record. The coding region runs from base 46 to 690 and encodes 214 amino acids.